CUUGGGGUCUGUCGGCUGACGUCACGCGUCUCCGCGUUCGGCGGGGUGACGUCACACCGCCGAACCUUUUAUGCCCCAUUGUGACCACAAUGUGGUAUAAAAGGUUCGGCGGGGUGACAAUAGGUUAUAAAAGGAGCUGUCAGUUUGGUUUGGGUCAUUUGUGUGUUUGUCUCUGGAGAGGAAGUUUCUCUGAGAGUGGAAAAGAGAAUAAGAGCAUGAAGAUGGACAAUCAAACAAUAACAAAGGAUGAAUUCAAUAAAGUUCUGACAAGAAUCUCUGGCUGUGUGGAAGGCGGCGUGAAGGAAGUGUUUGAUCCAACCUUCCAGUGGAGCAUGGAGCAGAGCCUCUCCUCUACAAGGUCUUCAGAGAUCAUCUCCAGCAGCCCCCAUGGAGUGGAGCGCGGAGAGAUACUCACUUCUCCAUCAGAGAGAAGCUCCCACAGCCAGAGACCUGCUUCAGAGAUCACCAGCUGCAGCUUCUCCAUUGGAAGCGCCUGCUCUCUGGAUUUAAUGGCCACGUCACCCUUCAGGACCGGCAUGAAAUCCUGGCUGGAUGAAACCAGCAAACCAGUGGAGGACCUGAGGCGUGACUUAAAAAGCUUGACCAUGGUGGAAGUGAGCACAUCGCCCCUUAGUGAGCCUCUCAGAGACUGGGUUGGCAUCACGAAGGACAGCAUUUUCAAAAAUGUGCACUCAGAGGUCACUCGUUCCAUGCGUAACAUCGCUUUUCCAAGUAUGAUGAGGUUCCUGAAUAGAAAAACAACGUUCAACCUCACAAACAGUAUUUUGGAUCAUUCGCUAAGAAAGAUAAACUCCACCCUUGCUGAGCUGCAUCAUGACGCUGAGUCCCAUCAGGAACCACUGUUCCCUGGAAGCACCAGCAAGGAAGCUGCCCGAAAGCUGCUGUCUGCAACGUUCACCAAGAUGCAGGACGUUGUUCAGCUGUGCGCAGUGUCUGACUGGCUGAGUGAUUCUCAAGGCUCUCCUGUUGACGUCCAUGAAGAGCUGGAAGAAAUGCUGCCCCUCAUAACAGCCAAGGUUGUGGCGACUCUCUUUGAGAGCAUGCUGACCAUCUGCAGUGAGGGAACUCCUGCUAAAUCUGAAACUCCUCUCUUCAACUUCGUUCAGGCUGUGAAUGACAAAAUAAGGUCUGAUCUUUUCAAGGCAGCCUCUCUAAGACAGGCUCCCAGUGGAAGAAGUAGCAGCAUUGGGUGGAAAUCACCAUCUGAAUGCUCCUCUGAUGAGAGCCUGACUCGGCUGUGCUCCUACACCCCUCAUACAGGUGUAGAGACAGCACGCCUGAUCAGUUCAUCUCGGAGAUCCUGUCAGUCCAGCUGGACUCCUGGAGCUGGUAAAGCCGUCCACUGGCUGCAUGGAGAAAAAGAGGAGGUCACUGUAGUUCAGGACAUUCCCAUCAACCUGCUCACUUUAAUGGCCACUAAGAUCCCAGAGGUGAUGUCUUCUGUGAUCUUCAAGUCUCUUCAACUACAGGAGAGCCUCAGGCUGAAACCUUGCCGUGAAAGAAUCAUGGAGACCAUCAUCUGCCCCUGCGUUGAUGAGGAUUAUGAUCCCUCCACCAGUGAGAUGAAGGCUCAGCAGCUCUUCAGGAUCUCCUGCGAUGCUUUUCGGGUUGACGCCUCCAAGAUGGUCACCAGUGUCAUCAUGAAAGAGACUGAAGAGAUUGCCAAGGCAACACAAGCUAACAAAAGCAGCAACUUAAGUAGUGAGAGUCAGAAGCUAAGCACAUGUCCCACGUUCCAUAAGAAGCUGGAAUGCAGUGCAUUUGCUGCAGCCUGUGAUUUUGUACAUGCAGUGACGGGUCAGAUUAAGGUCAGCUUCGAGGAGGAGUUGAAAUUAGUUGAUCCUUUCACAGACACUGCUCUGUACACUGAACAAGUCCGGAUGGUGUCUGAAAAAGUUCUGAAGUCCACUCAGGCGACUCUGAAGGACAUUUUUGUUGGAAAUCUCUUCAUGAGAGCCCAAGCCACCAUGACAACCCUGGACGCUGCAGAUUUGAGUUAUGACCUCCUGUCAGCAUCAAAAACGGUGGUGAAGAACAUCAUUGAGAACAUCACUAAUAAGCUGUCACUGUUUUCAGUCCGAGGCUCUGUGGAGGCAGUAACAGGACUAUUCCUGCAGGCUUUGGAGGAUGAUCUGGAGCUCCUGUUCCUGUGGCAGCUCUCAAACUCCUGUAUCAGACAUCCAGAAGCCCUCAGUGACCUCAGUGUCUCAGACAUCUUUAAAAUAGUUGCUGAUGAGCUGAUCACCUGUGAAGCGUAUCAGCAGAAGGAGGCGUCUGUCCUGAAACUAGCGGACACAAAGUUCAUCCCGCAGUCCCACCAUGAGCGUGUACUGGACCUAGUAGAAGAUAUAAUGCUGGAGGGAUCAUCUGAUCUGGACAGAGGGAAGGAGACAAUGAGCGCCUCCGUUUUGGGACAUCAAAUCGGCAUGACAACCGAGGAAUCUGAGAAAAAACCACAGACAUCUAAGAAGCCAUUCAUGUUUCCGAAGAUCAAGAUUCCAAAACUCACAUUAAAGAAAUGGAGAAACAGGGUUGAACCCAUGACUGUUGUUUCUCAGGACGGUAUGCAGGAAAGAUCUGGUCCAACUGUAGAUGAUCCAUCGAAGUCCAAGGCCGCCAGCACAUCCACCUGCAUCCCUGUGCCAGCGAGAAAGAGCCUCUUCUCUAGAGUCAUCAAGGCCACCUCUAAAGUCUUCAGGAAGUAAAAAAUAGGCUUAAAGCUUAACUCCACCAAUUUUUCAAAAUUUCUACAUAAUUUAAUGGUUAAGAUGUAAAACUAAGUCAUUUAGAGCGGUUUGACGUGAAAUGCUCUGUUGGUCUGAAACUUACAGAGUCAGAAUUGUUCACAGUGGUGGUGACAGGAGCCAAACAUAUAAGGAUUUUAAUGCCUUUCAAAGCUCCCUCACAGAAGUGUAUUACAUCAAGUGGUUAUGAAUUCACUGCCUGAUGUUAUUUUGAUGACAUUAUUUGAUGAAAGUUAUGUGAUAUCAUACCAUGAUAUCAUGAUUCACGCCAAACCUCUCUGAAUGACUUUGUUUACGUUGCAAUGAUGGAAUUAUGCUAAAUGUUUUACACAUUGGUGGAAUUAACCUUUAAGUACACAAGCUGUUUUUGGAACUUGAGAAUUAAAAUAAAGAGAAAAGUCAUUUUAA
This is a messenger RNA of Pygocentrus nattereri (red-bellied piranha), 3173 nucleotides long. RefSeq lists its product as uncharacterized. The record is from RefSeq and is a predicted model, not a curated record. The transcript has 6 exons. Bases 90 to 2726 code for a protein of 878 amino acids. Lineage: Eukaryota; Metazoa; Chordata; Actinopteri; Characiformes; Serrasalmidae.